AUGGUUACGAUAGAAAACGCACAUUCCGAUAUCAUUCACGAUACAUCUUUUGACUACUAUGCCACACGCUUGGCUUCGUGUUCCUCCGAUAAAACAAUUAAAAUAUUUGCUGUGAACGGUGAACAAUAUGCAUUAUUAGAUACUUUGGUUGGACAUGAAGGUCCAGUUUGGAGAGUCAGCUGGGCUCACCCAAAAUUUGGAAACUUAUUGGCUUCUGCCUCUUACGAUGGUAAGAUUAUCAUCUGGAAAGAAGCAAACAAGAAAUGGUCCAAACUAGCUUCAUUGUCUGUUCAUUCUGCUUCUGUCAACGUUGUAGAAUGGGCCCCAAGUGAAUUUGGUGCUAUAUUAUUAGCCGGCUCUUCUGAUGGUAAUAUCUCUGUUGUUGAACUAAAGGAUGAAAAAUUAGGCAAACCAAUGAUAAUGAAGGCUCAUAAAGUUGGUGUUUCGACCGUCUCUUGGGCCCCUUUUGUCGCUAGCGAAAGUUCUGAGGAAGACCACACACACUCAUUGAGAUUCGUUAGUGGUGGUCUAGAUAAUGCUGUUAAGAUUUGGAAAUACGACACUGAAAAAGAAACCUAUGUUAUAGAAACUGAACUAGAAGGACAUACUAACUGUGUCAAUGACGUUGCUUGGUCCCCAACUGUUUUGGUAAAUACCUAUAUUGCAACAGCAUCAAAUGAUAAUACCUCUAUAGUUUGGACUCAAGAAGGUUCGAAAGGUGAAUGGAAGAAACAACUUCUCACUGAACCAUUUGAGGCUGCACCAUCAAGAGUUAACUGGUCUCUAUCAGGUAACAUUCUAGCUGUUUCUACCAAUGAUGAUAAAGUCACUUUGUGGAAGGAAAACUUAGACGGUAAAUGGGAAACAGCUGGUGACCUAGAAUAG
Messenger RNA from Tetrapisispora phaffii CBS 4417, 885 nucleotides. RefSeq names its product WD40 repeat domain-containing protein. The record is from RefSeq and is a predicted model, not a curated record. Gene Ontology annotation, biological process: protein import into nucleus; COPII-coated vesicle budding; positive regulation of TOR signaling. Gene Ontology annotation, molecular function: structural molecule activity; protein binding. The coding region runs from base 1 to 885 and encodes 294 amino acids. NCBI's taxonomy places the organism in Eukaryota, Fungi, Ascomycota, Saccharomycetes, Saccharomycetales, Saccharomycetaceae. Gene Ontology annotation, cellular component: nuclear pore outer ring; COPII vesicle coat. The transcript has a single exon.